Messenger RNA from Arabidopsis lyrata subsp. lyrata, 1608 nucleotides. RefSeq names its product probable 6-phosphogluconolactonase 4. Lineage: Eukaryota; Viridiplantae; Streptophyta; Magnoliopsida; Brassicales; Brassicaceae. The transcript is spliced from 3 exons. Bases 620 to 1495 code for a protein of 291 amino acids. Gene Ontology annotation, biological process: pentose-phosphate shunt; carbohydrate metabolic process. The record is from RefSeq and is a predicted model, not a curated record. Gene Ontology annotation, molecular function: 6-phosphogluconolactonase activity.
UAUUUUAUACAAUAGGUGCUGAUAGCAAACGAAAUACGUCUUCCGUUGGUACAAAAAUUAGUGGACAAUAAAAAUUUGGUCACCUAAUAGAAAAGUGUUUAGAGAGUGAGGGCUCAAAGUCAUCAGUUCAACUUUAUUUGGGAGAAGUAAUUUACGUCUAAACGUGGUAUUAUCAAUGUCUGGCUCCAAUAAACAACGGAAUAAGCCAAAAGUGACAAUUCAUUUUAUGUUAUAGUUGAGGUACAUAUUAAUUUCAGAGAUAUAUAUCAUCAAUCAAGUGGAUGUUUUUAGACUAAUUUAUUUCCAAUUACAUGUAAUCGUUUAAUAACUACGAUCAACAUGAUCCUUUCCAUCAUACUCGAUGAGCUGCCGUGAGAUAUCUAAAUUAUGCAUGUUUUCAUGGGUUUCUUAUAACUUGCAGUUUUGUGCGUAAUUAAAUAAAAGCGAACCUUAUGAGCAUAAUUAAAUAAAGAAAUCUAUGAAACUUAACAAAACUUAAUAAGCUAUUUAUGGAAAAAGGUUGAAAACUCUUGAAAAAUGAAAAGUGAAAACCCUAAAACUAACCAUAUAAUUAAAAUACGAUAAGCAUUAAAAUACAUAAUUAAAAUAAUUACAAAUAAUGCGUGUUUAUCCUAAAUGUACGUUCAUCACCUCAUCAUCAACAUUCAACACCACUUCUUCUUCUCCGAUUCUCUUACAGAGAACCAUUAUGGCAUCAGUUUUGGCGAAAACGAAGAGGAAGAAGAUUAUAUUUCCCACAAAGAAUGAAUUGUCGGAGGCUAUGGCCGAGUACACGGCCAAUCUCUCCGCCAAGUUCUGCAAGGUGAGAGGUUACUUCACCGUAGUUCUUUCCGGUGGCGACCUCAUCUCUUGGCUCAGUGAAUUGGUGGAACCAAUGUAUCAAGAAAGCAUCGAAUGGUCAAAGUGGCACAUUUUUUGGGUGGACGAGAGAGUUGUUCCAUUGGACCAUAAGGACAGCAAUUACAAACUCGCUUUUGAUGGUUUUCUCUCCAAGGUUCCGAUUCCAGUUGCGAACAUACAUGCAAUCGACAAAGACUGUGCAGCCCUUGGUGAUGCCAAAGGUGCCGCAUUACUCUACGAAGAAUGCCUCAAAAGACUGGUGAACCGAGACAUCAUCCGCACAUACAAAGCCUCGGGCUUCCCUCAAUUCGAUCUCCAACUCCUAGGGAUGGGUCCAGAUGGUCAUAUGGCAUCUUUGUUCCCGGGACAUUAUCAGAUCAAGGAGAAGGCAGAUUUGGUAACUUAUAUCACUGAUUCCCCAAAACCGCCACCAAAGAGAAUCACCUUCACAUUACCGGUCAUUAACUGUGCUUCCUAUAACCUCAUGGCCGUAUGUGAUGAGGCUCAAGCUGAUGCGGUAGCUAAGGUUUUCAGCGAUAACUUCGACUUGCCUGCUGCUUGGCUCACAGCUGACAAAGAAGCCAUCUGGUUUCUUGACCAAGCCGCUGCAUCAAAGAUCCCGAAAGGACAUUGAUGUCGUGUUUAGUUGGGUUCUCUUCUAUUUGUAUCUUAUGUUACUGGUUUCUAUUUGAUGGUUUUCAAUAAAAGCUGUGUGUUUGGAAUGUAAGAUCUAGUUGGUUCGGUUUA